AUGGAUGAAUUAAAUUUGAAAGUACAAAACAGUGAAAAACAAUAUAUUGAAGAGGAGGAAGAAGCCGAAAAGUAUAGAGAAGGUAUAAAUUCCAAAGCCGAUAUUUAUCGUCCUGGAGAGAAUUACAAUGAUGGAGAAUUCGAAUUAACUUUUCAAAAUAAGGCCUACGAAAUUAAUUACAAAAUCAGAAAUGAAUGGCCUGCUUUGAGUUUUGAUAUUGUUUCACAACCACUCGAUACUAUGAAUUAUCCAUUGUCAUGUUAUUUUGUUGUGGGUGUGCAAACUGAUGAAACUGUUCCUCAAAAGAAUUGUUACAUGAUUAAAGCUUACGAUAUGUACAAAACACGUUACGAUUCAGAUGAAAGUGACGUUGAAGAUGAAGAUGAUGAUAAUGAAAAUUUGGAUGAUGAACCAUCACUUGAAUACCAAACUAUUCCAAUCACUGGUAAUGUUAAUAGAGUAAGAGCAAUGCCACAAAAUAGAAAUAUUGUUGGUUUUUGGUGUGAGGACUCUAAGGUUCACAUUUAUGACUUGACACAAAUGUCACAAGUUUUAAGACAAGAAAAUAUGGCCAGUUCCUUAAAAUCUAUUACAAAGAGUAAGAAGGCAAUUCAAACUUUCGAUUUCCAUACUACUGAAGGUUUUGCUAUGGACUGGUCGAAGUGUGUGGAAGGUAGACUUGCUACUGGUGAUUGUAAUGGUGAAAUUAACGUUAUGGAUAUGCAAACAAAUAGUGGAGUUCAUACUUGGAAGAGAAUUUAUGAUAAACCAUUUGUUGGACAUACAGGAAGUGUUGAGGAUCUUCAAUUCUCACCAAGUGAAGACAGUGUGUUUGCAUCAUGUUCAUGCGAUAGAACUAUUAAAUUCUGGGAUACAAGAAAAAAGAAUAGAAAGCAUGCUCUCAGUUUUGAAGCUAGUGAAAAGGCAGAUGUUAACGUUAUUUCUUGGAAUCCUCUCACAAGUUACUUUAUUGCAAGUGGUGACGAUGAUGGUGUUAUUCGUAUUUGGGACGUCAGACAAUGUUCUGAUAGCAGUCCUAUGAAACCAGUUGGCCAAUUUAUUUAUCACAAGAAUUCUAUUACAUCAAUAGAAUGGAAUCCAAUUGAAUCAACGUUAUUGGCUGCUUCUGAUUCUGAUAAGGUGACAAUUUGGGAUCUCUCACUCGAAAGAGAUGCCGAACAAGAAGAAAUUGAAAAAGAAAUCGGAAAUGAAAUCCCACCACAAUUGUUAUUCGAACACAUGGGUCAAGUUGACAUUAAGGAAGUGCACUGGCAUCCAAAAUUCCAAAAUGUGCUUAUUACAACAAGUCUUGACGGCUAUUCAAUCUUUAAACCAUCUAAUCUUUCAGAAGAUCCUGAGGAUGAAGAAAUGGAACAAUAA
Messenger RNA from Naegleria gruberi, 1380 nucleotides. RefSeq lists its product as uncharacterized. The record is from RefSeq and is a predicted model, not a curated record. The transcript has a single exon. Bases 1 to 1380 code for a protein of 459 amino acids. Gene Ontology annotation, molecular function: protein binding. Lineage: Eukaryota; Heterolobosea; Eutetramitea; Acrasida; Naegleriidae.